AUGUCUGUGGCUCGAUUGUCUGCCAAGGAUACUAAUUCGGAGUUGAAAAGGGCUAGAUUGGAUAUCCAACUGGCACUAAGUUUUUCGGACGAGGACAAGAUUGGAACCAUUCAGCCACACGACGAUGCUUUGGUGAUCACACUUAGGAUUGGGGGAUAUGACGUGAAGAGAGUGAUGGUGGACCAGGGCAGUGGUGUUGAAAUCAUGUACCCCGAUCUGUACAAGGGGCUAAACUUAAGACCCGAGAACUUAACAAUCUACGAUUCUUCUUUAGUGAGUUUUGAUGGGAAGGUUGUCAUCUUGAAGGAUCAGAUUAGACUACCUAUGCAGGCUGGUUCAGAAGUGGUUGAGGUGGACUUCAUCGUGGUGGACGCUUAUUCCCCCUACACGACUAUUGUGGCCAGACCUUGGCUUCAUGCCUUAAGAGUACUCUGCACCAGAAGGUAA
Messenger RNA from Quercus lobata, 447 nucleotides. RefSeq lists its product as uncharacterized. The transcript has a single exon. NCBI's taxonomy places the organism in Eukaryota, Viridiplantae, Streptophyta, Magnoliopsida, Fagales, Fagaceae. The record is from RefSeq and is a predicted model, not a curated record. The coding region runs from base 1 to 447 and encodes 148 amino acids.